Messenger RNA from Medicago truncatula (barrel medic), 1323 nucleotides. Its product is annotated as transcription factor MYB102. NCBI's taxonomy places the organism in Eukaryota, Viridiplantae, Streptophyta, Magnoliopsida, Fabales, Fabaceae. The record is from RefSeq and is a predicted model, not a curated record. Bases 211 to 1287 code for a protein of 358 amino acids. The transcript is spliced from 3 exons.
GUUCCCUUGAGUUGAGUCUUAUACAUUACAAACUUUUUUCUCCCUCUCUUAUCUCUUUCUUUAUUUUCUCACAUAUCAAAAACUUCUCCCUCUUUCCAGACAUAUCAUAUCCUUCACGCAAACUCAUUGACCAUUUAUUUGUUUAAUAUUAGCUCAACAAUUGACUUCAAAGCCUUCACUUACCUUAGAACUAUAGCACAUAAUACUACCAUGGGAAGAGCACCUUGUUGUGAAAAGAAUAAUGGCCUCAAAAGAGGACCAUGGACACAAGAGGAAGACCAAAAACUUAUAGAUUAUAUUCAAAAACAUGGUUAUGGCAACUGGAGAUUACUCCCAAAGAAUGCUGGAUUACAAAGAUGUGGAAAGAGUUGUCGUCUACGUUGGACAAACUAUCUCCGACCGGAUAUAAAGAGAGGACGAUUCUCUUUUGAAGAAGAAGAAACCAUAAUUCAGCUGCAUAGCAUACUUGGCAACAAGUGGUCUUCAAUUGCUUCUAGGCUACCAGGAAGAACAGACAAUGAAAUCAAGAAUUAUUGGAACACUCACAUUAGGAAAAGACUCUUAAGAAUGGGAAUUGAUCCUGUGACACAUAAUCCACGUUUUGAUCUUUUGGACCUAUCUUCUAUCCUAAAUUCAUCUCUCUAUGCCUCUACCUCAUCAUCACAAAUGAACAUCCAAAGGCUAAUUGGUACACAAUCAAUAGUGAACCCUGAGAUUCUAAAGUUGGCUUCAUCACUCUUCUCUUCUCAAAAUGGACAAGAGAAUCACCAAAUUGAUCACAAACAACAAAUUAGCUCACACAUGGAUCAAGAAGCAUGCACCAUGUUGUUGAAUCCACCUUUUGAUAAUAAUUCAAUGUCUUUCAUUCAAACACACUUGGAGAAUAUAUACUCAUCAUUUUUACCUGAAUUUGGCUUCCAACAACAUCAUGAAAAUGUUCAAUUAAAUUAUUUGCAUUGCAAUGGAAUUGCUUCAAGUAAUGUAACAGAGGAUUUUGUUCAUCAAUUACCAUGCUAUAACUACUUAAGUUCUGAUUAUCAUGCAAAUGAUUUAAAUGUGGACCCUCACAUAUCAGAAACUUCAACCUUUCAUUGCAAUAACAACAACCAGAAUUUUAAUUUCGCUUCAGUUCUAUCUACACCUUCAUCAAGUCCCACACAGUUGAAUUCAAAUUCUGCGAAUAUGAAUGAAAGCAGUAGUACUGAAGAUGAGACAGAGAGCUAUGUUAGCAAUAACAUGUUUGAAUUUCAUAUCUCAGAUAUCUUAGGUGUGAAUGAGUUCAUGUAAUAAUUUGGAUUAAACAAAAGUUUUAUUAUUUAAUUA